AUCUUUAUAAAGACUUAUAUUUAGGAAUGAAACAGAGUAGCAUGUGAAGACGACAGGUUUGCUGAGAAAUCGCAAGCAGCGCGGUGCGUGCGCCUUUAUUUUUAGAUGUUUUGAGUGCUUAAAGGUAGGUGUUUGAAAAAUAAAUCGGCUUAUGCUUAAUCACCAGUGCUUAAUAAGUGGAAAACGGGUUAUGAAAAAUCAUAUACAAACUCAAGCCGGCAAAUAAGAGUGUCAAGGCGCAGCAGCAAACCAGCAGAGCCAGGAGGGCCACCGCCACCCGAAAUACUGUGCUCUGCCGCCACCGCUGACCGGCGCCAGCACCGCCGUGUGCCUUACCUUGUCACGUCCUGGCGCUGUGCUGUGCUGUGCUGCGCCGGCAGAACGGCCAUGCACGUCGCCGCCGUCCAGUUUGCUCCAUUUCGCAGGCCUAAAACGACAGCACAGCAGGCACCUUCCUCCACAGUUCACACCAAACUAAUUUUGGACGUGGGAGGGGGUCGGUCGCCUCUUUUCUUUCUCGCCCUCCCUCUCCCGCGCGCGCGCGCGCGUACGUCUUCCCUUCCCAGAACCCCGUUCCCAGCCGCUCCCUCCCUCGGCCUAUUUGCAGAUCCCCUGUCACCACGCCCUCCGGUUUCGACGGUUUGAGCUGCUGCUAUUAACGGCAAGGGCCGUUCCGCCCCGGCGCCACCCGCCUCUCUCCGAGCCCCCGCCGCCCGCCGGGGUGGGCUUGCCGUGGACGACGGCCGGCAGGCAUCCAACGCGGGGAAAUCUCAAUCUUCGGUUGGAUCCCCCAUCGUCAGGAGGCGGAACGUAGGCUUCUUGGUCCUGCCAAGAGUCCAGGAGUCCGGACAUCCUGACGGAUUUGCUCGAACCAAUGGGAUGCUGCGGCAGCAACCCUGUAGAUGAGGAGGAACACCUAGACUACAGCUCUGGGAAUGUGACUCUUAUAACUGAUCUAAAGAGUUGGGAGAAGAAAUUGGAAGAUGCAACUGACGCCAAUAAAACACUUGUUGUAAAAUUCAGCGCAGUAUGGUGUGGCCCGUGUAGGAUCGCUGCUCCUGCAUACUCCGAACUCUCUUUGAAGCAUUCCGAUCUUGUUUUCGUGUCCGUGGACGUAGACGAACUACCGGAACUGGUCACGCAAUUCGACGUACGUGCCACGCCGACAUUCAUCUUCUUGAGAGAUAACAAGGAGAUCGACAAGCUGGUGGGGGGGAACCAGGUCGAUCUUCAGCAGAAGUUCGAACCAUACUGCCGGCCAGGCGACGAAGUCAUGAGUAAACAGUCUUUCGAGGACAAAACCUGAUGUUCCUGCCUGCCAGUCGAUAGAGCUUCAGGACGAGCACGGCCUCCAUUGGUUGGGAGCAUCAGCAAGGGCCUGCUCGGCGGCAUACGUAGG
This is a messenger RNA of Triticum dicoccoides, 1399 nucleotides long. Its product is annotated as thioredoxin H5-like. The transcript has 5 exons. Bases 875 to 1306 code for a protein of 143 amino acids. NCBI's taxonomy places the organism in Eukaryota, Viridiplantae, Streptophyta, Magnoliopsida, Poales, Poaceae. The record is from RefSeq and is a predicted model, not a curated record.